UUAUUGAGUAUUUUUGAAAAUGAUUUCAGAAAUAUAAACAAUAUCAUAAUUUAAAAUUACAAACUGUGCGUUUGUAUAUGCAUUACCGCUUUCCCAUCGCAGAGCAUUUGUUACAGCAAACGGAGUGCCGUUGUACAUAAAAAUAAAGAACAAUAUACGCAAAACAACCACAGCGGUGGCAUACAUAGAAGGCGUGUGGUUGAGACCAAAGCAACAACACCAGCAUCAGAGGUCAUAUUAAAAAUAUACUUUCGGAGCGUUUGCGUCUGUGCAUGUGUGUGCGGAAAAAUUAACCCCCUGCAUCAGCAACAACAACAAUAGCAACGCAAACAGAAGACUCUAUUAAUAUGAUCUUAGAAAACUCGGAGAAACUCAAGGAUUGGUUAAGCGUUGUGCUGGAACCACUCUGCGAUGCGGACUCUUCGGCUCUGGCACGCUAUGUUAUAGCGCUGCUUAAAAAAGACAAAUCGGAUAAGGAUCUCAAGCGUAUUAUGAUCGAGCAGCUCGAUGUUUUUUUAUCGGAGGAAACAACAACUUUCGUGGAUAAACUAUUCAAUGCCAUUGCCAGUGAGGAGUAUUUAAUCUUGCCUCCGCCUGUUGCUGCACCUGCGGCGGCAGUUGAUUUGGAUGACCAUGUCCUGGCCAUUGAUGCUCCUGUUGAAAUCGAUGCAGUGUUGGAAGCUGCAUCACCGUCGCCGACAAAAGAUAAUGUGAUAAAAAAUGACGGUAAUCAGCUUCAACAGCAGCUUCAGUUACAACAACAUCAACAGCAGCAGCAAAUCAGCAGUAGCAACAAUAGCAGGGAGGUAUUAAGAACGGAAUCACUUCCAGCACCCUACAUUACAGCAACGCAGCCAACAGCGAACAGCGGCAUCAACAGUAACAUCGUUAGCAGCAGCAGCAGUGCCUCAAAUGCCACAGAUGCCAAUACGCUGUUACACACCAAGCCAGCCUUCGAUCACAAAACCAAAGACUCUCACAAUGCAAGCAGCAGAACACACGAAAGCAACAGCAAUAACAACACCAAUCUGCCCGGCAGCAGCAACAGCGGAAGCAGCAGCCAACAUCAGUCCACCCAUCAUCAUCACCACAAUGAGCGAAGCGGAAGCGGCUUUGUGCGGAGCGCCAGUCCGCCUAUACGGAGCGGCGGAGGCAAUGUUGGCGCUGGCGCCUAUGCGGACAAAGAGAAUCAACCUCGUGACAGUCGCCGUCGACGCGCUUCUCUCCGGUCGCGUUCGCGCUCAAGAUCACGCUCCAACGAACGUAUAUUUCGUCGGUCACGUUCGCGAGACCGGCGCGUGAAUGAACGCGAGAAAAAUCAGCGCCCAUAUCGUAACAAAUCUCCACCGGCUGCCGACGGUCGUCAUCACAGUGGAGCUGGCAGUGGUGGCAGACGGAAUUUUGAUAGAAGACGCAUAGGAGGAGGUGGAGGUGGCAAUCUUGAUGAAAGGCAGCGUUUUGGCAACAACAAAGGACGUCGCUCGCACUCGCCGCGCAGUCGCUCCAUCUCGCCGGAACGUAGCUCGCGUCGUAAUGCAAAUGCCAAUUCGCCGGAGCGUGGACAGGCGCUACCGCUGCCGCCGUCGUCUCAGCCGGCAAUGUCGUUGGGUCAAACUGGACCAGAACACAUGCCUGUGGGCACAAUGGGCGAGCAUCAGCGUCAGCGUUGUCGCGACUUCGACGAGAAGGGCUACUGUGUGCGCGGCGAGACUUGUCCUUGGGAUCAUGGAAUCAAUCCAGUCGUGUUCGAGGGCAUCAACAAUUCAGCAUUGAUGAUGUCCAUGCGUGAGUAUAAUCCAGAUGCGCCGGAAAUAUGGGCACGUGGUGGUGCGCCGCCGCCAGGAGCUCAACCGCCAGGCUCUGUACCGCCGCCAGGUGGCAGCACCAUUAACCCCUUCAGUGGGAACGUGCGCCCGAAUACGUUGAUGGGCGCACUUCCAGGCGGCGCACCAAUGGCUGGACCCAAUGGACCUGGUUUAACACCAGCGGACUAUGCACGCGGAGCAGCUGGCCCUAUGAUGCCGUUCCCCUUCAAUCCAACGGCAGUAACCACGCCAUUACAGCGUCAGCUUAUACCAAUACCCGUUGUUGAUGGCAGCGGCUGUGUUGGAGCACCACCAGGCGCUGGUGGUGCUGGCGGAGUUGCAGAAAUGGGCAAGCGGCGCUACGAACUGGAAGAUACGGUUGCUAUUGCAGACGUACCGAGCAAACGCAAGGCGUCUAUUAAUAGUCGUCUCGGACCGCGUGUCAAUCCAAAUAUGCAGCAGCAUAAUAGUUCGCUAGAGUUGCGAAAGGUGCCGCGCGGUCUCAAUACGAUAGCUCAUCUCAACAAUCAUUUUGCCAAAUUUGGCAAAAUUGUGAACAUACAAGUGUCAUAUGAGGGCGAUCCGGAGGCUGCCAUUGUUACUUUUUCUACGCACGCCGAAGCCAAUGUUGCCUAUCGCAGCACGGAGGCGGUACUGAACAACCGCUUCAUUAAAGUUUUCUGGCAUAAUGAUGUCAGUGGCGAUGCGGCCAAUUUAAAUUCGAUGGGCGGAGUGGGUGGCGGCGGCAUGGGUGGUGGACGCAAAAAUGCCAGUCAAUAUCAUCUGCACAAUGUGCCCGCAAUGCCAGCACCUAAUACGGAUUCUGCCAAAAUUAGCAAUGCUAGUCAAACGGCAACGGCGGGAGCAGCGGCCACACCUUUGAGCGAAGCAGGCACCGGCAACAACAACAAUGGUACAACAGUACCGUCCACGCAGGGGGACAAUGCAGCCGGAACAGUGGGAGCAGCAACAGCAGGUGGUGCCGUGGCCAAUACGACAACGCCUGCCUCCAUGCGCCUCAAGUUGAAUGCCACGAAUGUUGGAGGACGCGUGAUGACGCAGGCCAGCAUACGCAAGAAGCAGGAGGAACAACAGAAGGCUGUGCAGACGCUGGCAAACGGAUUGCGAAAGCGCAAACAGGAGUUGCUCCAAAGCUAUGUAAAGCAAAUGAAGACGGCUCUUGAGCUCGUCGAACGUUGUGAACAGCAGGAUCCGCAACGUGCCAAUAUGCUUGAGACGAUCAAAGUGCUUCAGGAAACUAUCGAUAAGUUACGCAAGGAUGUGCAUGCUGAUCAGGAUCAGUUGCAGGCGCAAAUCCAACAACAACAGCCGCCCGUCAAGAAGACCAAAGAGCAACAGAAAAAGGAGCUGCUCGACAUGGAGCUGGAACUAUUCGCCCAGCAACAAGAGGGCAAUGACACCACAGCCAUACAAAAGCGCUUAGAAGAGCUGCAGCGAACGCUAUCCGCUGGUGGUAACGGAAUUGGAGGCGCCGGUGGUGGUGCUGCCAAAGCCUCACACUUUCCCUCUGUACCGGGUGCGACAGCGGCACGAAAGCGUGCCACUUUUCCCGAAGGUUCAACGCGCGUCGAUCGCCGACCCAAAGCCAUUGUGGUAACGGGCUUUGCUCCCGAAGAGGCGGACUUCGUUUUGGGGCAUUUCAAGCAUUUUGGGGAAAUUUCCAAGCACGAUGUGGACCGUGAAAUACCGCAGCUAAUUCUCUCCUAUGCGACCCGUCUCAAUGCCGAACAGGCGGUGCUUCGUGGCAAAAUGUACAAAGAUAAGCGCCUGCAGAUAUCCUGGGCGCCAGUUGUAGCGCCGCCAGUACCACCCUCAGUGCCCAUGGGUGCACCAACCACUGAAAAGGAAACGGUAGGGACAACAUCAGCGAAUGCGGAAGAUAAAGUCGUAAAUCCGAAGCAACUGCUGCAGUCGGUCAGCGAGAGUGAAUCCAUGAUUGGAAUCGAUACAUUACCAGAGAUAAAGCUGGAGGAUGACGAAGAAGACGAUGAGUCUGAGGAUCGUUCUUGGCGUCGUUGAUGCAACGUCCUGCAAAGGCGUAUGCGUUGUUAGAGCACCUCUAUCGAAGGCUCACCCAUAUGUUGGAGAAACAUAAUUGUAUUUGUUGUUAUCUAUAUCUAACUACACACCUGUAUAUGUAGAGAAGCAUAAUUGGCACACGGCUACGCCAGAAACGUUAUUUGUAUACUAAUGUACAACUUUCAAUUUAAAUGCAAAAUCAGAUGAACAGAAGAUGAAAUGUAACAAGCAAAAGGCAGUGCAAACCACUAAUGUAGCUGCUUAACUGAUAAGAAGGAACAGAACUUAUUUCUUAUACUAAAAGCUCUAAAUAUUACUAAUAUUUUACUGAACACAAUAUUUAUAUAGGUUAUAUACGGCAUACGAAAGUGUUUAUCUAUACCUAAGUCGGGUAGCAACGUAACAAGCAGCAACAAAAAUAUAUUAGUACAUAUAUGAGAAACAAAUCCUAGUAAUUGCGGAAGAAAAGAGAAGCCGAUUGGUUUAACAUAAAAUUACAUAAUGCUUUGUAUUUACCAAUUUUUCAUCCUAUCCUUUUCUUAUACUUUACACAUAUAAUUAUAAUUGUUAAGGUUUUAUGUUGAGCUCUACAGAAAAAAACCCUAAAAAAAUUGCAAAAGAAAAAAUCCAAAAACAAUAGCAACGUGAAUGCAAAAGAAGAAGUUAUA
Messenger RNA from Scaptodrosophila lebanonensis, 4513 nucleotides. It is a transcript of the gene swm, whose product is annotated as zinc finger protein swm. The record is from RefSeq and is a predicted model, not a curated record. The transcript is spliced from 6 exons. Gene Ontology annotation, molecular function: metal ion binding; RNA binding. The coding region runs from base 348 to 3845 and encodes 1165 amino acids. NCBI's taxonomy places the organism in Eukaryota, Metazoa, Arthropoda, Insecta, Diptera, Drosophilidae. Gene Ontology annotation, biological process: mRNA processing. Gene Ontology annotation, cellular component: nucleus.